AUGGGGCAGACUGAACCAGUGAAAAGGAAGAAGGUGUAUUACAGCUUUAGAAGCAGGGAGCGGUCAUUAGCAGCUCAGAGUCGACAAGAAUCGUAUGUGGAUAAUCGACGUCAACGAUUAGGGUUCCAGAUUGGUGAUUGGGUAAUUCGAAGAGCGUCAGCCACCGAGGGUGUUAUGAGAUUCGGAAAAAAAGGGAAGCUUAGUUCGAGGCAUGUUGGACCUUACCAGGUCGUCCAUAAAGUAGGCGAGGUUGCCUAUAAAUUAGACCUACCGUUCGAUUUGGGAGCAGUGCAUCCAGUUUCCACGUGCCUAUGCUUCGCGAAUGGAUUGGUGACCGCUUCCGAAAUGCGUCUUAUAGGCGACAUCCAGGCGACAGAGGAAUUAGCCUACGAGGAACAGCCUAUAGCCAUAUUGGAUCGUCAG
Lycium ferocissimum is the source of this 423-nucleotide messenger RNA. RefSeq lists its product as uncharacterized. NCBI's taxonomy places the organism in Eukaryota, Viridiplantae, Streptophyta, Magnoliopsida, Solanales, Solanaceae. The transcript has 2 exons. The record is from RefSeq and is a predicted model, not a curated record. The annotation marks the transcript as partial.